AUGAGUGGCCGUCAGCCGUAUCGUCAACUUGAGCUACACGAAAAGUACGGCCCCGUCGUUCGCGUGGCACCAAACGAAUUAAGCUUCAGUUCGGCAUCGUCAUGGCAGGAUAUCUAUGGUGUACGCAAGGGUGUUGAUCCUUUCAUCAAAAGUGAAUUCUAUGAUGGUGGCAACUUCGCCGCCGAGGCCUUGUCUAUCGUUAGCGAGCGUGAUCCCAAGAAGCACGCAGAGAUGCGUAGAUAUCUUGGUACCGCAUUUUCCGACAGGUCUCUCAAGUCACAAGAACCGAUGGUCGCCGAAUGUGUCGACCGCCUUAUUGAGAAGAUUGGGAUGGUAGAUGUGGGGAGUCAAGGAACCGACAUGGUCAUGUGGUUCAACCUCGCCACCUUCGAUAUCAUCGGAAGCCUGGCUUUUGGCAAGGACUUUGGCGGCGUUGACUCGGGCAAGGAGCACUUCUGGGUUUCGAUCGUCACCAAAAGCUUGCGUAUGGGGGCUCUCGCCGACUGCUUUCGCAGAUUUCCAGCCCUCGCCGGCAUUGCCCAGACAGUGUUUUCUGGUCUCAUUGACAAGCUUCUCAAAGACAGUCGCACGCAUCAAAAGUACACCAUGGAUUUGGUUCAAAGUCGCUUGGCCUCAUACUCGGAUCGAGAAGAUUUCCUCACAAAAAUGAUUGAAGCCCGUAAUGAGGCGGCAAUAUCGGACGCCCAGAUUGCAGCACAUUCUUCCGACUUUGUCAUUGCCGGCAGCGAGACGACAGCCACUACUCUUUCUUGCAUGACGUACUACCUGCUCAAGAACCCGGCGAUUUUGGCGUGCUUACAGGAUGAGGUGCGGUCAGCUUUUGUUAGUUACGAGGAUAUUACUGCGGCGACGGCGACUCCAUUGAAGUAUCUCAGAGCCGUGGCGCAGGAGGCUAUGCGCGUCUAUCCUCCGCUUCCUUUUGCGCUUCCCCGUGUGGUACCCAAUGGCGGCUGCACGGUUGAUGGUCAUUUCUUGCCAGGCGGGACCACAGUCUCGACCAGUACCUUUGCGGCAAGUAUGUCAUCUUCGAAUUUCGAUGAGCCGUGGGAAUUCCGACCAGAGCGGUGGCUCGUGGAAAACCCAACGGAUGACCUCGAUGCAAGUCAGCCCUUUUCAUAUGGAACGCGAUCAUGCAUGGGACGAAGCCUUGGCUGGAUGGAAAUUCACACAACCAUGGCGAAGCUGGUCUAUCGGUACGACUUGGAGCUCGCUGAUGAGAGUCUCGACUGGCACCGGGAUUCAAGGAUGCAUACGUUGUGGGAGAAGCCUCGUCUGAUGGUGAGGCUCAAGCCCCGUGUGUUUCAAUAG
Colletotrichum scovillei is the source of this 1329-nucleotide messenger RNA. RefSeq names its product benzoate 4-monooxygenase cytochrome P450. The coding region runs from base 1 to 1329 and encodes 442 amino acids. NCBI's taxonomy places the organism in Eukaryota, Fungi, Ascomycota, Sordariomycetes, Glomerellales, Glomerellaceae. Gene Ontology annotation, molecular function: heme binding; oxidoreductase activity, acting on paired donors, with incorporation or reduction of molecular oxygen; iron ion binding. The record is from RefSeq and is a predicted model, not a curated record. The transcript has 6 exons.